AUGGCUGCCGAGUUCCCCAAACAUCCAUUUCUCCUCUCGGUCCGGGAGGUUGAGCAGGCCGUCGGCACAGAUGUCGACAAAGGCCUGACUUCCUCCCGGGCUGCCGAGCUGCAGCAACAAUACCCUCCCAAUGAGCUGGACGUGGGCGGCAGCAUUGCCUGGUAUACCAUCUUUAUCAGACAGCUAUGCAAUGCCAUGAUCCUGGUUCUCUUUUUCGCCAUGGCCCUGAGCUUUGGGGUGGCUGAUUACAUCGAAGGCGGCGUCCUGGCGGCCGUCAUUGUGCUCAAUGUCUCAAUUGGUUUCUACCAAGAGUAUGGCGCCGAGAAGAAGAUGGACGCGCUCCGUGCGCUGUCGUCUCCUAGCGCAAGCGUUCUCCGCGACGGCAAGACCAUUGUCAUUCCCAACGCCGAAGUCAUCCCCGGCGACGUGAUCAACCUCAAGAUGGGCGACACGGUGCCCGCCGACGUGCGGCUCUUCGAGGCCAUGAACCUGAACUGCGACGAGUCGUCGCUGACGGGCGAGGCCAUCCCCGUGGACAAGCAGACCAACAACGACAUCCUGGUGCCGGGCACCGAGAAGCCCGCCGCCACCGAGGAUGAGGUCGGCAUCGCCGACCGCAUCAACAUGGCCUAUGCCACCACCAUCGUGCGCAAGGGCCGCGGCCGCGGCAUCGUCGUCGCCACGGGCAUGCAGACCGAGGUCGGCAAGAUCGCCGCCUCGACUAACAAGAAGCGCCGCAAGGCCGGUCGCUCCAUGAACUGGAAGAAGUACGGCAAGGCCCAGCCUAUCAAGGGCGGUGCACGCCGCACGUAUGACUUCUUGGGCAAGUUUCUGGGUCUGACUGAGGGCACGCCGCUGCAGAUCAAGUUGGCGAAGCUGGCUUACUUUCUGUUCUUCUGCGCGCUGCUCCUGGCUGUGGUCGUGUUUGGCGUCAACAAGUUCGUCCAGCCGCUGCCGAAGGAGGUCGUGAUUUAUGCCAUCUCGACUGGUAUUGCCAUCAUCCCUGAGUCGCUCGUCGCUGUCUUGACCAUUUCCAUGGUUGUGGCGACCACUGUGAUGAGGAAGGCCAACGUGGUCGUUCGUGAUCUCUCCGCACUCGAAGCCCUCGGUGGCGUGACCAACAUCUGCUCGGACAAGACCGGCACCCUGACCCAAGGCGCCAUGAUUGUCAAGAAGGUCUGGCUGCCGCCGUCGCACAUCUACACCGUCUCUGGCUCAACCGACCCCAACGACCCCUACAAGGGCACCGUAGGCGACCAGCCGCAAGCCGAAGAGAAGAAGCGCGACUUCGACGAGGAGCGCACCACUCAAGCGAUCAAGUUCGACGGCGUGCCGGACGAGAAGCUCAACCCCAAGCCCGCGGAGCCCAAGAUGGCCGACAUGACGCCCGAGCUGCGCAUGUUCAUGCUGUCAGCCGCCCUCUGCAACCUGGCGACGGUGCGGUACGACGACGGCGAGAGCGCGUGGAAGACGACGGGCGAGCCGACCGAGAUCGCGCUGCAGGUGUUCACGCACCGCUUCGACCGCAACAAGAAGGCCAUGGAGGGGCUCGGCUGGAAGCAGGUGGGCGAGUUCCCCUUCGACAGCAGCAUCAAGCGCAUGUCGGUGGUGUACGACGUGCCGCAGGACAACGACGCGGGCAUCGACGCCGCCAACAGCAUCGUCUUCACCAAGGGCGCCGUCGAGCGCGUGCUCGACCUCUGUGCCUACGUCGGCACCGGCGACAACCAGGAACCCAUGACCCCCGAGAUGAAGGACAAGAUCCUCGAGCAGAUGACCAGCUUCGCCUCCAUGGGCCAGCGCGUGCUGGCCGUGGCUUACCGCCCCUGGAACGGCAAGUACGACGCCGCCGCCGCCGCCACCUCCAACCCCUCCGGCAACGACAACGACAGCGACCCCACCGAAGACGCCGCGCGCACGGCCGUCGAGCAAGAUCUUAUCCUCCUCGGUCUAGCUGGUAUCUACGACCCGCCACGGCGCGAGACCUCCCCCUCCAUCUUCGAGUGCUCCAAGGCGGGCAUCAAGGUGCACAUGCUGACGGGCGACCACCCGGAGACGGCCAAGGCGAUCGCGCGCGAGGUGGGGAUCCUGCCGAGCAACAUGGGGGUGCUGCCCUCGGGGGUGGCCAACACGGUGGUGAUGAAGGCGACCGACUUUGACAAGAUGACCGAGGCCGAGAUCGACGCCCUCGAGGAGCUGCCCCUGGUCAUUGCGCGCUGCGCCCCCGAGACCAAGUCGCGCAUGGUGGAGGCGCUGCGGCGAAGGGAUGCCUUCAUGGCGAUGACGGGUGACGGUGUGAAUGAUGCGCCGUCGCUGAGCAGGGCCGAUGUGGGCAUUGCGAUGGGCUCGGGCAGUGAUGUGGCUAAGUCGGCGGCCAAGAUUGUGUUGACCGAUGAUAAGUUCAACAGUAUUGUUUCUGCGAUCAAGGAGGGCCGCCGCAUGUUCGAGAACAUCCAGAAGUUCGUGCUGCACCUCUUGAGCAGCAACGUCGGCGAGGUUAUUCUACUGAUCGCCGGUCUCGGGUUCCAAGACGAGACGGGCUUCUCGGUCUUCCCCAUCUCCCCUCUGGAAAUUCUGUGGAUCAACAUGGUCACGUCGUCGUUCCCGGCCUUCGGGCUGGGCCGCGAGAAGGCGAGCGCCGAGGUGAUGCGCAAGCCGCCGCACGACAAGCGCCGCGGUGUCUUCACCAACCAGAUCCUGGCCGACAUGAUGGUGUACGGCCUGCUGAUGGGCACCUGCACGCUCAUGACCUUCGUCAUUGUGGUCUACGGCAUGUACGACGGCGCGCUGGGCCACGACUGCAACCGCGUCUUCUCGGACUCGUGCAUCCCCGUUUUCCGGGCGCGCGCGGCCGUCUUCGCCGAGCUCACCUGGCUCAUCCUACUCAGCGCGUGGGAGUUCAAGGACAUCCGGCGGUCCAUGUUCCGGCUCAACCCCGAGGACACGUCGCGGUUCCCGCUGUUCAAGGACCUGUACAACAACCGGUUCCUCUUCUGGGCGGUGGCCAUCGGCCUGGUCAGCGUGUUCCCGACCGUGUACAUCCCCUACCUCAACCGCGACGUCUUCAAGCACACGGCCAUCAGCUGGGAGUGGGGCGUGGUCAUCGGCAUGACGGUGGUCUACGUGCUGGGCAUCGAGGCGUGGAAGUACACCAAGCGCACGCUCAACAUCCUCGACGACCACAAGGUGGUCCAGGGCAGCUGGUCGCAGGGCGAGGAGGGCACCAAGAAGUUCUACAAGAGCAUGGGUCUCGGCAACAUCAAGAACUGGCUGAGCGCGGGACGCACCAUGAGCGCCAGCCGCACCGAGUCUCGCUCCAAGGCGCAGUCUGCGGGCGCGUUGACCCCCGCGACGACGCAGCAGAGGACCGCGCAGGGUAUUCCCCCUGUGUGA
Chaetomium globosum CBS 148.51 is the source of this 3393-nucleotide messenger RNA. RefSeq lists its product as uncharacterized. The transcript is spliced from 4 exons. The coding region runs from base 1 to 3393 and encodes 1130 amino acids. Gene Ontology annotation, molecular function: ATP hydrolysis activity; P-type calcium transporter activity; ATP binding. Lineage: Eukaryota; Fungi; Ascomycota; Sordariomycetes; Sordariales; Chaetomiaceae. Gene Ontology annotation, cellular component: plasma membrane. The record is from RefSeq and is a predicted model, not a curated record. Gene Ontology annotation, biological process: intracellular calcium ion homeostasis; calcium ion transmembrane transport.